Molecule: messenger RNA, 3377 nt
Organism: Mustela erminea (ermine)
Lineage: Eukaryota; Metazoa; Chordata; Mammalia; Carnivora; Mustelidae
Gene: LRRC71
Product: leucine rich repeat containing 71
Exons: 15
Coding region: 237-1979 (580 amino acids)
Molecular function (GO): protein binding
Source: RefSeq, a predicted model, not a curated record
UGGCUCUGCGGCGCCCCCGGGUGGCCCCGCGCGCUCUGCGGUUGCUCCCGCCCGCCGACCCGCCGCGCACCGUUGUCCUGGAGAGGGACGCGGAGGCGGCGCCGCCGCGGGCGGGGAGGGCGGUGGCCGCGGAGUAGAGACCCCCGGUUCGACCGUCCCCUGGGCCGGCCCCACCGAGUCCUGUCUGGCCUCCUCGCCCGCCGGGCCGUUCCAGAGUCGCCGCGGACCGCGCCGGCAUGUCGGGGGAGGCGAGUGCGCCCGGGGUCUCCCCUCGGGCCCCGCGUCCCGGGACCCAGAAGUCGUCCGGCGCGGUGACCAAGAAGGGGGAUCGCGCGACCAAGGAGAAGCCGGUCACCGUCCUGCAGCCGGUGGGCGAGGAGGAGCCCAAGAACCCUGAGGAGUACCAGUGCACCGGGGUCCUCGAGACGGAUUUCGCUGAGCUCUGCACGCGCUCGGGCUACACCGACUUCCCCAAAGUUGUCCCCCGGCCUCGCCCGCACCCGGCCUUCGUCCCCUCGGCCUCGAUGUCGGAAAAGCCCGCCUUAGACGAUCAGCGCCUGUCGGGGUCUUGCAGCCUCAACAGUCUGGAGAGCAAGUACGUGUUCUUCCGGCCCACGGUGCAGGUGGAGCUGGAGCCCGAGGACAAGUCGGUGAAGGAGGUCUUCAUCCGCGGCUGGAAGGUCGAGGAGCGGAUCUUGGGAAUCUUCUCGAAAUGCCUGCCUCCGCUCAGCCAGCUGCAGGCCAUCAACCUGUGGAAGGUGGGGCUGACGGAUAAGACCCUGACGGCCUUCAUCGCUCUCCUGCCUCUGUGCGCACCCACGCUCAGGAAGGUGUCUCUGGAGGGUAACCCGCUGCCCGAGCAGUCUUAUCACAAGCUCAUGGCACUGGACAGCACCAUCUCCCACUUGUCCCUGCGGAACAACGACAUUGACGACCACGGGGCUCAGCUGCUGGGCCAGGCUCUGUCCACACUGCACAGCUGCAACCGCUCCCUGGUCUCACUCAACCUGGGCUUCAACCACAUCGGGGAUGCAGGCGCUGGCUACAUCGCUGAUGGCCUCAGGUUGAAUCGCGCCCUGCUCUGGCUGUCCCUGGCACACAACCGUAUCCAGGACCAGGGCGCCCUGAAGCUGGCCGAGGUCCUGCGCCCCUUUGAGCUGACACACACGGAGGUGGUGGAGCGCCGCCGCCUUCUGCUGGAAAAGGGGUCUCAGGAGCGCUCGCGAUCGCCUUCCUCCUCCCGACACGGGGACUCCAAAGGCGAGAAGAACCCCUUCACGGGGGUCAGCAAUGUUGCCCUGUCGGAGAAGCCAGACAAGACGCCCGCCACGAAGACCCUGAAAGGCCUGGGCAAGAAAAAGGAUAAGUCAGGGGACGGGGCGAAGAGGGAGGAGAAGCCGGGGUCAGGGCAGUCACCCACACAGGGGACCCUGAAGAAAGAAGACGCCAAGGCCUCCAAGGGGAAGGUCACCAUCCCGGAGCAGAAGCCCAACAAGGGGAAGGGGCCCAAGAUAGGAAACAAAGAGAAGCGCAGCUUCCUGCUGGAGUCCGAGCACGGAGGACAGAGAGCGCAGCCGCGGGCUGAGCCCCUCGGGUCAGCUGCGGGGGUCCUCCUGCUUCAGCAGCUGGUCUCCGAGCCUUCAGAGGUGGUUAACCCUCUCCUGGAGCCCGUGGAGCACCGAGAGGGGAAAGUGUUCAUGCCCGGGAACAAGGUCCUUCUGCACCUCAACCUCGCCCGAAACCGCAUCACCGAGGUGGGGCUGGAGGGCUUCUUGGCCACCGUGCAGCACCAGGCCCAGUUCUCCAAGUCCAAGAGCGCGGCCAAGGGCCCCGUGGGGCUGCUGUGCCUGUCCCUGGCGAAGAAUUACUUCUCCCCGCAAUGUCCCACGUACACCAUGAUCCAGGAGCUGAUGCUGCCCAGGGACCCCAUCAGCAAGGCCAAGCCCAGAGAGGAGGAGCCCGCGGCGUCCUCCACCUAGCCCCUCCCCCAUCUCCCUCUGACACCCGGGGCUGCCCAGUGCUGGUGGCCUGGCUUCCCUGGCGGAGCUCUCCAGUCAUUAAACAAACUGUGAUUGCUGUGCUUUCCCCCUGCUGUUGUCUGAAGACUUUGUUCCAGAACUACACGGAAGGUUUGGACUCGGAGUCUGUUCCUGUCACGUGGCCUGAAUGGCCGAAGGGCUUUGCAGCUCUCCUGGGAUGAGAUCGGGCCCUUAGGCUCGGGUGGCCAGGGCCACCACACUCCUGCCUCCUCGGGCCUGCAUCUUGCUCUUUGCCUGUGUUCCCUGGAGGACACGGGACACGCCAGGACCCGCAUUCAGCCUCUUGUCUCAGAGGACGCGGUGGGGUGACCUUGGACAGGCCCGGUGAAGGGGCUCGGGGAGGGCUCAGGCUCCACCACUGCAGGCCCCUCCUCUUCUGCAUUUCCCUGUCGGCUCAGGUGGUCACUUGGGAGAUAGGGACUCGGCUAGGGACUUGAAGAAUUGGAAGGCUACUCUGGAGAGGGUGUUAAGUCUCUGGGCAUCGAUGUGGCAAAGAAAAGCACCUUGAAGCCCACAAAGCCCAGUGCAUUUGCCCGCAGGUGAUGGCAGCCCGAAGCCGGGGACGCCCCAACGGGCGGGCCAGAGGAGCGUGGAGGACCUGGCCUACCCCUCAGUCCACAGAGAUGCGCUUUCCCUGCCCCCACUCCUGCUCUGUGAGGCUUGGUGAGGCUCUGCAGCUCUGGGUACCUGGCCGCUGAGCUCCAGCUUGAGUGUCCCCCCCACUUCCCGAGCACACAGCAGGGCUCCUUGGGGGGAGUGCCAGAUGUCUCCCUGGAUCCCAAGCCCGUGGGGUCGGCAGGUGGCACGUGCUAGGUUUGGGAGGGAGCACGAGGCAGAGCCGGAAGGGAAUCUGGCCCUCAGGUGGUCCGUGAAGGCAGAAGGGCUGGAGGUCUGGAGAAAACGUGGCUUCUGGGUCCCGUCAGAGUGCUGGGACAGAGCAGAGGCUGAGGCCAGUGAGGACUGGCCAGGCCUCGGACACUGCCUCCGCCGGCCCCCAUUUUGCCUUAAGGGGGCUCGUGGAGGGCAGCUGCUGGGGUCUCCCGACUGCACCCAUUGCCUGUGUGUGUUUCGACGGAGUGGGCUCUGUCUCUUCCCGUUUCGGCCGAGGGGCCGUGGAACGUGGUCGGCCCGAUGGUGGCUCAGUGAGUGCAUGUCGGAAGCUCUGGGCCUGCUGUCUCCAGCCAUGCUGGGGCCUGGGGCCUUGAAGCCGGGCGUGGGGGCUGCCUCCUGUGUCUUCCCCCCAAUCCUAAGGACCACAGAAUCUUUUAUCCAAGCAGUUCCAGAAAUCACACACAUACCACCGCGAUUGAAGAAUAUUUAACUUUUCUUAAAAAAAAA